GUUGUCAAACAAACCCUAAUGUGUUGUGAAUACAGAUCUCAUUUGCAAUCAUAACACGAAUUAUAGGAUUUAUAUAUGAAUUACAAGUAAAUUAAUUAGUGAUACAAAAGUAAUUGUGAAGUCAAGUGAAUGGCAAUGAAGAGUGGCUUUACUCGCAUAGAGCUAAACAAGAGUGUGUGGGAAGUGCCCGACCGUUACCUCUCACUGGAACCGGUCGGGUCGGGAGCCUAUGGCCAGGUGUGCGCUGCCAUCGAGUCUUCGCGCAACCAGAGGGUGGCCAUCAAGAAGUUGAACCGUCCGUUCCAGUCGGCCAUUCACGCCAAGAGGACGUAUCGCGAACUCAGACUCUUGAAGCACAUGAACCACGAGAAUGUGAUCGGACUGUUGGAUGUGUUCACGCCGUCCACUACUUUGGAUGACUUCCAAGACGUAUAUUUGGUGAACCACUUGAUGGGUGCGGACCUGAAUCGCAUCAUAAAGACGCAGCGUCUGAGUGACGAUCACGUGAUGUUCCUCGUCUACCAGAUCCUCAGAGGUCUCAAAUACAUCCACUCGGCGGGGAUUAUACACAGAGACCUCAAGCCAAGCAAUAUAGCCGUCAACGAGGACUGUGAGCUCAAGAUCUUGGACUUCGGAUUAGCGCGACAGACAGAGGCCGAGAUGACCGGAUAUGUGGCCACCCGAUGGUACAGAGCACCAGAGAUUAUGCUUAAUUGGAUGCAUUACAACCUUACAGUGGACAUCUGGUCCGUGGGUUGUAUUAUGGCUGAACUCAUCACUUCCCGCACACUCUUUCCCGGAACUGACCAUAUCGAUCAAUUGCUUCGUAUAAUGAAUUUGUGCGGAACUCCGGACGAGGAGUUCAUGAAGAAGAUCACAUCAGAAGAGGCGCGUAAUUACAUCCGAACCCUUCCUAUCAUGAAGAAGAAGAACUUCAAAGAGAUGUUCAAAGGAGCCAAUCCUGACGGUAUGUUU
Oppiella nova is the source of this 975-nucleotide messenger RNA. NCBI's taxonomy places the organism in Eukaryota, Metazoa, Arthropoda, Arachnida, Sarcoptiformes, Oppiidae. The record is from the annotation of a GenBank genome assembly.